UUAAGCAAUUCUAGUGAAGGUGUAAUGAAACUGGAACAUCUUUAUUCUCUCUUGUUAGACUUACUAAAAAGUAAACACUUCAAAGAAAAUGGCAAGUUCAAAGAAAUGUCCAUGGACCCGCGAAGAAGACAUGCGGCUAGUGAAUUAUAUCAGUAAACAUGGCAUUUGGAAUUGGAGCCAGAUGCCUAAACAUGCUGGUUUGUCAAGGACCGGGAAGAGUUGCAGACUGAGGUGGAUGAACUAUCUGGAUCCACGGGUGAAACGUGGUAACUACAGUGAAGAGGAAGAUGAAAUCAUAAUCAGCAUGCGUCAUGAUGGAGCAGGAUGGUCUUCAAUUGCAGAAAGUCUUCCCGGCCGAUCUGAUAAUGAAAUAAAAAAUCGAUGGCACAGCCGCCUCAGCAAACGGUUAGCCAGCGAUAUGGUGCAAAUCAUGAAACCAUAUAGGGAGCAAAUAGUAUCAGAUUUAAAAGCAAUGAUGAACAAUGACGACUCUCUCAUCCCAGAAGCUUCUCAAGUAGAAGUAGCAUGUGAAGACUACCCUCUUCCAUCACACAUCCUAAAUAUUGGUGGUUUAUCGAGCAAUAUUGCUCCUCCUACAUGUGCGGAUCCCCACAUACGUUUCUGGAGAGACCCAUAUUCCCUGGAAAACAUUUACGACACUGAUGAGUAUGCAACAUAUGCCUAUCCUGUAUUUGGAACGCCAAAGCUUCACGAUUGGUUCAGAGAGUCAUUCUAUCCAUAUUAUCAACAGUUAUGAAAUUUUGGUUGAUUCCCAGUCCAAUAUUUACACUUGGAAUGCGGAGAAAGGAAAGAAAUUCAGAUCCGCAUAUGGUAUUUUUAUUAUCACAUACAUAAACAGAUAUUGCUCAGCAUGAGAAAGCUUAGUGAAAACACUACACUGUAUUCUGUAUGAAAAAAUAUGGCACAGCUGGAUCAUGUUUUACUCGAGCUCUGAAAUGGCUUAUUUUCGGCAGUUUUUAUACUAUCUAGUAUCUUCCUGUUAAUGUUUCUUUGCAACAAUUUUAUACAACUAAGCAUCACCGUGCAUGACCUCCGUUAUAGUUUCAUGUUCAAAUGUUAAGAUUUAUUACUUGUCAUGUCU
Messenger RNA from Daucus carota subsp. sativus, 1102 nucleotides. Its product is annotated as MYB-like transcription factor EOBI. The record is from RefSeq and is a predicted model, not a curated record. NCBI's taxonomy places the organism in Eukaryota, Viridiplantae, Streptophyta, Magnoliopsida, Apiales, Apiaceae. The transcript is spliced from 3 exons. Bases 89 to 757 code for a protein of 222 amino acids.